Messenger RNA from Alternaria novae-zelandiae, 1263 nucleotides. RefSeq lists its product as uncharacterized. The transcript has 2 exons. The record is from RefSeq and is a predicted model, not a curated record. Bases 1 to 1263 code for a protein of 420 amino acids. Lineage: Eukaryota; Fungi; Ascomycota; Dothideomycetes; Pleosporales; Pleosporaceae.
AUGGCGACGCUCUACGACGACGUCAGCGGGUCGCGCUACCUCUCAUCAUCCAUCUCGUCGCUCUCGACGUCACGGCAACAGUCGUCGCAGAUCGCCAAAGCCUACCGACAGGCUGCCCAGCUGUUCCUGACGCGACGACUCCCCGAGGCGCUGUCGACUAUCGAGCCCAUCAUCAGCCCGCCGCCAAUCGACGCGGCCGACGUCGUGGGCCACGCGCCCGUCGCGACGGCGUCGCGCGGCACCCGGGUCAAGGUGUGGAGCUUCUACCUCACCUUCCUCAACGCCGUGGUCGAGCUGGGCGCCGAAGAGGGCAAGCACGCCUUUGGCAGCACGCGAUGGAAGCAAUUGGUCUCGCAGUGUCGCGACGGCAGCAUCUGGGACCACGUGGUCCGCGACGGCUAUGCGGGGGUCGAGGGCGACGUGGACGCCGACGUUGUCGUCAACCUAGCCACCCUCCUCCUUACCCAUGCGCCCUCGCAGCGGCUCAAUCAGCAGAAGCUCGAGACGUACCUCUCCGCCACCGCCAACCCAGCCCUCGACGUGUCCUCGCACAUGUCUUCUCCGGCAUACCUCGACAAACGGCCAGGCCAUCGUAGGCAACACACCGGCACCGACACCCCACGCGACCUGGAAAAGCGCAUCAAACUCCUCGAGCUCUACACCCUGCACGUCCUGCCACGGAACGACGAAUGGGACUAUGCCCGCGACUUCAUCGACAUGUCCGAGGUGCUGGACCAAGAGCGCAAGGAAGCCUUCCUGCUAGCACUGCACUCUCUCAAGGAAGAAAAGGAAGACACGCAAGCCCGCGAAGAGAAGCUACGCCAGCAACAACAAGAGCAAAUGGAGGAGCGCCGCAGAGAAACCGAGGCCAAGCGCCUCGAGCAGUCGCGCGCACAAGACGAACGCCGCAUACGCGAGGAACAAAACAGACGCCAACCCCGCGGCUCAGACGAGCCACAACCCACGCCAUCGCAGUCUUCCCGCACCUCCCGAACGCCCGCCAAGAAACCAACCACACCACCACCCGGCCUCUACAACCGCGCGUCUACCAUGUUCGCAAACAUACACACCAUGAUUUCGGAUACGGCCCAUCACAUGACUUCCAAUCCCAUGGCUUUCUUCCGUACUUUACUUUUCUUAUUGGCGUUUGGCUUGGCGUUUGGCAGGCGCCAUCUUAGAGAGAGGAUACUACGCAUCAUACGGAGUGCGUGGGACAAGGUGAGACGUACCGUAGGAAUGGGCGUCAAGGUUUCCUACAUCUAA